Molecule: messenger RNA, 573 nt
Organism: Lycium barbarum (goji berry)
Lineage: Eukaryota; Viridiplantae; Streptophyta; Magnoliopsida; Solanales; Solanaceae
Exons: 1
Coding region: 1-573 (190 amino acids)
Source: RefSeq, a predicted model, not a curated record
AUGGCAGCUCUGAAACACUUUUCUCUCUUAAUCCUCACCGUUGCUUUUGCAUCACUCUCCGCGGUUAACGUCCAGCACUCACCUGAAAUGCAAUCAGUAAUCAACGUAAGACACGCAAUGUCCAUCUCAGACUACACAACUAUAUCCGCCAUUACUCUCGUGCUUCAUAAUCACCUCCUCGAGUGGACUAAACUCAACCUCACCGGCUUCACUAUCUUCGCUCCGAUUGAUUCCGCUUUCAUCUCUACUGCCUCUGGUAAGACAGAAAUUCCGUCUAUGGAUACUAUUCUCGUUCACUAUUCACCUGUUUAUCUCCCUUACCGUACACUCCGUUUUUUGAGGGAAAUCCCUACGAUUUCUCUUCAGUAUAAUCUCUUCACUACUAGUAUUCCCCUGGUUUCUGAAAUCUCAAUUGGCUUUGUCAAAAUAUCUCCCUUGCCUAUCUACGAUGACGGUUGUGUCAUUGUUUACUCUGUUGAACAAGUUUUUGAUAUCGGUUUCACUAAGGACAAAUUAGCAUGGCAUAGGAACAGUUAUUCCAAUGGAACUAAUGAUGCAGAUCCACAACUUUGA